AUGCCUGACCUGCUUACACACUCCUGUCUUCUCUCCAUCUGUGUCCAGACUUUCUUCGUGACGAAUGCACCACUGACAACUGUGGCAUUGCCCAACACGACACACGACACAUUGCCCAACAAGCUUUGUUGGCCUUGUGGUGUGGUGUUCAUCAAAGCUAACCUUUUGGUGUUUAACCAUAUGAACUCUUCAAACCCCCCAUCUCCCCUUCCCUCUCCACCUCCCCUCCCUGCCAACCCGUGCUCCCCUCCCCUCUCUCCCUCUCAUCAUACUCAAUCUCCACCCUCCAUCUGCCAGUAUCAUGCCCGGCCAUGCCCUGUCCAUAUGGAUACCUUUGUGACACAUCUGGACUUUAUCCGCACGCUCCCUGCCAAAGGUCAUUGCAUUAGUGGCGAUGUUGGUUGCUUUCUCUCCCCUCUCCCCCUCUCCCCCUCUCCCCCUCUUCCCACCUUCCCCUCUUCCCCUCUCCCCCUCUCCCCCUCUCCCCCUCUCCCCCUCUCCCCCUCUCCCCCUCUUCCCCUCUUCCCCUCUUCCCCUCUUCCCCUCUUCCCAUCUUCCCCUCUUCCCAUCUCCUGUCUCCCUCCAUCCAUCCAACAGGCACCUCGUAAGUACUUCUCCUCUUCCCUCCCCCUGGAUUGUCCUCUUCUCUCCCCUCUCAAGUCGUUUCUUUAUCGAUGCCUAUGCAAACCCGUGGUCGAUGUGGGCAAGGUAGCAUCUCAAAUCAACCAUGUGCCAGCGUCCCCCUUUCUCUCCCUCUCUCUCCCUCCCCCGUCUCUCCCUCUCCCUCUCUCCCUCCCUCUCUCCCUCUCUCCCUCCCUCUCUCCCUCUCUCCCUCCCUCUCUCCCUCCCUCUCUCCCUCUCUCCCUCCCUCUCUCCCUCCCUCUCUCUCUCCCUCCGUCUCCCUCUCCCUCUCCUCCCCAUUAA
Molecule: messenger RNA, 924 nt
Organism: Closterium sp. NIES-65
Lineage: Eukaryota; Viridiplantae; Streptophyta; Zygnematophyceae; Desmidiales; Closteriaceae
Source: the annotation of a GenBank genome assembly